AAAAUAUUUUCCGAUAGUAUUUCAUUUCCAUUAAAAAAAAAAGAAUGCCAGUUAACGCAUCUAAGAGGUUAUAUACACAAGCAGCAAGUGACUGCAUCAAUGAGCCGGUUCAAGUAAACACAGUGGUGGUAAUCCAUCCUGGUUCGUUAAAUUUGCGGAUUGGAAGAGCAUCAGAUCCUUUCCCAGUCACUGUUCACCACUGCAUAGCCAGAAGGCUAAAACCUAAUGCAACAGAGGAGAAAUCAACAUGGAUGCUUAGGAAAGAAAGACAGCAUCAGGGGCAUAAGCACCAGAAGGACAGAGGGCUGAAAGCAGCCAACAAUGCUGUGGAGAUGAAACCAAUGGAUUCUGGUGAGGUUCGACCACCAUCCUCUGUCAGACAGCUAUACAGCCAUAAUGUACGCGUGAAGGGGGAGCGUACUGAUGUGCCGUGUCCAUUACGCUGGACAAACACAGACCAUAAACCGGAGUUUGUUGUUGGAGAAGAGGCCCUAUACGUACAGCCAGGGACUGGAUACAACAUCCAGUGGCCAAUGGCACGGGGUCACCUGAACGUACAUCCCGGCCCAUCUGGCACACUGACCUCAAUAAUGGCUGACCUCCAGGACAUCUGGGGAACUGUUAUGCAGGACAUGCUCGAUAUCCCUCUCAAAGAUCUCAAACUCUACAAGGCAGUACUGCUGGUCCCAGAUGUGUUCAUCCACAUUCAUGUUCGUGAGAUGAUGAACAUGAUGCUCAAUGGCCUUGGCUUUGGAGCUGUAGUAGUGCACCAGGAGUCAGUGUGUGCAUUGUUUGGUGCAGGCGUACCCAGUGGCUGUCUCGUCGAUGUUGGGGACCAGAAAACUAGCAUCUCUUGUAUCGAGGAUGGCAUAUCACACAGAAAUACAAGACUGACAAUGGAGGUUGGUGGGAGUGACAUUACACGCAUGUUCAAGGAUUUAUUAGCCACUCUAGGCUUCAACCCUAGCCUGAACAUGGCCUUCUACCCAGAUAUUCUCAUGUGUCAGGAUCUCAAGGAGAGACUUUGCCAUUUUGAUCAUAACAGAUACGGCUACCUGGAAGAGUCUAUACAGUUGAAGCGUCCAGGGGAGAACAUCACCAAGUACCUGAUACAGAUAGGAGAUGAGCUGGUCCUGGCACCCCUCAGUUUAUACUUCCCAGACAUGUACGGACUCCAGGGUGAGAACCUGACCCAUAUUCAGAAACAUAAUGAGGGAGACCCAGCAGAUCCCCAUGAUGACUUCUACCUGAAACAGGUCCAGACCAGACAGGAACCUGGUACCAAGAUGUCAAAGAAGAAAGACAAUGCAGACAAUACUAGAGAAGGCCCAGACCUGACCAUGGAUGAAUCUACCCUUAACAUCCUGAAUGACGAUGACUCCAAUGACAUGCCGGAUACCAUGGCGACAACGGAAGGUGUUAAGGGGCGUGGUCGGGGGGCAGAGCUGGAGGAGGAGGCAGAGGAGGAGGAGCUGACUGUGGCCCCGCCUCUCAUGGGCAUUGACCAAGCUGUAUUGUACAGCAUAGAGAAAUGUGGUUCAGAUGAGAUGAAGAAGAAGAUGUACAGCUGUAUCGUUGUUGUGGGAGGGGGCCUGAACUUUGAGAGUGCUCAGCCCUGGCUACAGUACUGUAUCUGGAAAUAUAUGCCAUCACACAUACGGCCUCUUCUGGAUACCAUGGAUGUCAUCACAAGACCUAAGGAUUUGGAUCCAGAGAUUGUUAGUUGGAAGGGAGCAGCUCUACUGGCUUGUCUGGACACCACCCAGGAGUUGUACAUCAAACAGAAGGAGUGGAAUACCUUUGACGUCCGCAUGUUAAGGGAGCGGGCUCCUUUCGUCUGGUGAAAGGAAGAGAACUCCAGGAACAGGAUUUUUCUGCUAAACAGCUGUAACAUGGAUUUCUAGAAUUCUGAUGGUGUCCUGUACUUUAAAAUGCAUUGUGUAGGACGGUCUGGAUGUUGAAUGCUUCCUGGAAAGGAGGGCUUCAUUGCUGUGUCUGAGCUGGACUUUAAAAUAUGCUUCAUGCUGCAACAAUGGACCAGCACCGAUUCUGACACAUAGUUCAAGGAGUGGGGAAAAUGCAUCUUCUUAGAAGAAUAACAAAGGGUAUGCAGGAUUAUGAAUGAAAACUAAGUGAUUCAAAGAGACAGUGACAUUUAGGUUGAAGACAGUGUAGUAAAUUCUCAGAUUUUUUAUCCAUUUAUUGGAAAGAAAUAAGAGAUUGCCAUUGGUUAAAAAUAGAAUAAUCAGAUUUGUUUUGUUAGAAAGAAUAAAAACAGAUGAGCUUAACUGAUAGGAGUUUUACAAAAUUUCUUGUUAUUAGAUAUUUUAAAAUGAAUUACACAUGUUAAAUAUCACUUUAAAAACAUAAUCAUGUAAAAUAAAAUACAAAAAAUAG
This is a messenger RNA of Mya arenaria, 2397 nucleotides long. Its product is annotated as actin-related protein 8-like. The record is from RefSeq and is a predicted model, not a curated record. Gene Ontology annotation, cellular component: Ino80 complex. Lineage: Eukaryota; Metazoa; Mollusca; Bivalvia; Myida; Myidae. The transcript has 13 exons. Gene Ontology annotation, biological process: regulation of DNA-templated transcription; double-strand break repair. The coding region runs from base 45 to 1844 and encodes 599 amino acids.